AUGGUCAUCUCUGAUUAUCCCUAAGAUGUGUCUAGAACACAGUUGGAGUCCACCUUUUGCUUUUGAAUUAAGUGAACACUGUUUGGAAAGGCACAAACCUGGGUCUAUGAGGUCCCAGAAUUUACAUCGUCAGGACAAAACCAACCCAGAAAGUACAAGGAACUGUCUGUGGUUCUCAGUGAUUGUGACUAGGCGUAGGAUCAGGGCUGGAGAACGUCGAGCCCUCAUGCUACCCUCAUGUAGUCUGUUAUGGGAGUUUGGUCAGAAACAUGCACAGCAGGGCUCUGGCGGGGCGCUUCCUGUUCCUUUUCGCACAAAGGAGCAGAUACGGGUUCUGGUAUCUCCUCAAUGCGCUUGUGGCAGCACAUAUGGAUGUGCCAUGUUCAACCUGAAUGGACUGUAAGAACUCCCUCAUGCUACUAGUAGUCAUCUAUGGCCACCAUUUCAUUAAAACCAUUCCCUUUUUGGUGGUUGUCUUCCUGUUGCCACUCCAGUGCACCUGUUGGCACUAUGCAUCCCACCAUCCCCCUUUUAAAUGUUUUUUAAAACGACGACAAUCAAGCCCUGCUUGAGAAAGGAUGUCCAACGACCGACGUAGAAAACCCGUCAUCAACAAAGACAAACCGGUCACCAAUCGUGACAUCGACGUGGCCGAGAAACUCAAGACCAGCGAGAUCACUCAGAUCCAGCCUCAGAAACUUACCUUAAACCUAAGAGCAGGCGAGCCUCAGAAGUUUUCUCUGAAGUUCAAAAGGGCGGAGGAUUACCCUAUUGACCGGUACUUCCUGAUGGACCUCAGUAACUCUAUGCAAAAAGAUCUCCAGAACGUCAAGAGGCUGGGAACUGACCUGGCCCGAGAGAUGCAGGACCUCACUUCAGACCUAAGACUCGAUGGAGGAGAAGGUGGUGUUGAUUGUAGAUCUAUUGGCUCUUUUCUCUCUCUGCACAGCUCAACAAUAUGGUAAUGAGUGUGCUAAGGCAUCAGCUCAGUCCUGUAGGGAGUGUAUUCAGGUUGGAGAAAAGUGUGGCUGGUGUACUGACGAGGCCUUUUUGAAGGAGGGCGAAACCAAGUCCACACGCUGCGAUGAGAUCGAGGCUCUGGCCAAGAAAGGCUGUCCUGCAAAUAAGGUUGAAAACCCCAGAGGGAUGGUCACAAUAGAUCAGAACAAACCUGUGACGAACCGCAAGAAAGACGUGGCCGAGAAGCUCAAAGCUGACCAGAUUACUCAGGUUCAGCCCCAGAAGCUCAAGCUCAAGCUCAGAUCAGGCGAGCCUCAGAAGUUUAACUUGAAGUUCAAGAGAGCUAGGGAUUACCCCAUUGACCUGUACUACCUGAUGGACCUCAGCAUUUCCAUGAACAAUGAUUUGGAGGACAUGAAGAAUUUGGGAACGGACCUGAUACGCGAGAUGCAGAGCGUCACAUCUGACUUCAGGAUAGGCUUCGGAUCCUUCAUGGAUAAAACGGUGAUGCCCUACAUCAGUACAACCCCAGCCAAGCUGCUGAACCCCUGCAACGCCGAUCAGAACUGCACCAGCCCGUUCAGCUACAAGAACAUUCUGAGUUUGACCGACGACAGCAAACAGUUCAACACUCUGGUCAGCCAGCAGCUCGUCUCUGGAAACCUGGACUCACCAGAGGGAGGCUUCGAUGCCAUCAUGCAAGUUGCUGUGUGUGGGGACCAGAUUGGUUGGAGGAACGUCACCCGCCUGCUGGUGUUUUCCACCAACGCCGGCUUCCACUCCGCCGGAGACAGCAAACUGGGAGGCAUCGUGCUUCCAAACGACGGCCGAUGCCACCUUAAGGACAACAUGUACACCAUGAGCCAUUACUAUGACUACCCCUCCAUAGCUCACCUUGGGCAGAAAUUGAGUGACAACAACAUUCAGACCAUUUUUGCCGUGACUGAAGAGUGCCAGCCUGUCUAUAAGAAACUUAAAAAUCUCAUCCCGAAGUCUACUGUGGAAACGCUGUCUGCAAACUCCAGCAACGUGAUCAAGCUCAUUAUCGAUGCCUAUAAAUCUCUGUCCUCCGAGGUGAUUUUGGAGCACAGCAAGCCGCCUGAAGGAGUGACUAUCUCAUACGUGUCCCACUGCAAGAACGGGAUCAGCGAGACCGAAGAAAAGAGGCGAAAGUGCUCAAACAUCUCCAUCGGCGAUGAGGUGACCUUCGACAUAUCCAUCACGGCCAAAGGCUGUCUGUCUCAGGGCAAUCCGGAGACGAUAAAGAUCAAACCCCUGGGCUUGAACGAGGAGGUGGUGAUCGAGCUAAGCUUCAUCUGUGAGUGCGAAUGUCAGCAAGGCGGCAUCCCCAGCAGUGCAGAUUGUCACUUCGGUAACGGAACCCUUGAGUGUGGAGCAUGCAGGUGUAACGAGGGCCGGAUCGGAAGGGUCUGCGAGUGCAGCAAAGACGACGUCAGGGCAGAGGAUCUGAACGCCAACUGCCGCUUGGGAAACGGCACGGACAUAUGCAGCAACAACGGAGACUGCAUCUGCGGGGACUGCGAGUGCAAAAAGAGAGACAACCCGGAGGAGCGCUACGACGGGAAGUACUGCCAGUGCGACAACUUCAACUGCGACCGAUCCUACAAUAAACUCUGCGGAGGUCACGGUCGGUGCGUGUGCAGGGUAUGCGAGUGCUAUGGGAACUACACCGGCAGCGCAUGCGACUGUCCCCUGGACACGCAGCCCUGCAUGGCCUCCAAUGGGCAGAUCUGCAACGGCCGCGGCACUUGUGAGUGCGGCGUGUGCAAAUGCACCGAUACUAAGUUCCAGGGCCCCACCUGUGAAAUGUGCCCUACCUGUCCUGGAGUUUGUACCGAGCACAAGUCCUGCGUGGAAUGCCGCGCCUUCAAAACCGGCGAGUUGAAAGACAAGUGCGAGGAGAAAUGCAACUACUUCGAGCUGAUUAAGGUGAAAGAAAAGCAGGAUCUUCCACAGCCGACCAGCCAGCCCUACCUCACUACCUGCAAAGAGCGGGAUGCCAACGACUGCUGGUUCUUCUUCGUUUACACCUCCAAGAACAACAACGUCACUGUUUAUGUGGCUGAGACUUUGGAAUGCCCCUCCGGCUCUUACAUAAUCCCCAUCGUAGCAGGCUUGGUCGCAGGCAUCGUUUUGAUCGGCCUGGCCCUGCUUCUCAUCUGGAAACUUGUCAUGAUCAUUCAUGACCGCCGAGAGUUUGCAAAGUUCGAGAAAGAGAGGAACUAUGCCAAGUGGGAUACGAGCAUAUCAAGCGUACACACCACUUCAUGGAGAUCUCUCCAAACAGUCGACCUGUACCCUCUGUAUUCCCCCCGAAGAGAACAGAAUGACCCGCGCCGCCAUUCCUUCCAGGAACAGAGUGAGGAUCUAUAAUCUAUAAUCGCCGUCACUACAGUCGUCAAUCCCAAAUACGAGGGGAAGUAAAAGACAAGCGUUCAGUCUGAAACACUGUAUGCACUGUUUUUAAUCAUAUAUUAAUAUUAAUAUAUUUUUAUUGUUGCCGCAGGACUGGCUUUGCUCUAUAAAGUGACAGUUGUGCCUUUUUGAUAAGAGCCUGUUUUAUGUUUUUCAGUUCUGAUCCUGAAUUUUAUUUCAUUCAUUUAUUUUAAGGCCGCUCAGGUGGCGCAGCGGUAAAGUACGCUAGCGCACCAGAGUUGGGGUUUCGAAUACAUCGUAUCGAAUCUCAGCUCUGCCUUUCCGACUGGGCUGGGCGGCUGUAUGAACAACGAUUGGCUGUUGUUCAGGGUUAGAGGGUAAAAAAGUCGGAUUGCAGGUCCUCAUAACUGGUGCGACUGCGGCCCCUGCUGGCCGACUGAUGUCGCCUGCACAGGGCUGAAGAAUAAUGCUGAUAGAGGUGUGGCCCCCCAUACACAGUGCCCGUCGGUGUUUGAACUCGACUCGUGUAGGUGAAGGUGAAAAACUAAGGGUCGGAUCAGUAUAGAGGACGCAAUCAGGGUAAUUGGACACGACUAGAUUAGGGGAGAAAAAUUGGGUGGAAAAAAGUGGGAAAAUAGAAAGAAAAAAAAGAUCAGGACUUGAACGAGAAACAAAUCGAUUUUUAAGGUGAUCAGGUCAAGUCAGAAAUCUAUGGAGAAAUCCAGUCAUGAAGAGCCUUGGCUGUCAAAAAAGAAGCAACGAUCUAUAGAAAUAGUAUUACAAUAUUUGCUUGACGAUUCAAGUCUCAAACUCAGGUUUCCAAAUCCUCUAGAUCCCCUCGAUCACGAAAGCCAAAUAUUUACCACUCACUGUGCUAAUACGUAUGUUGUUUCACUAUGCCAAGUCUGUUUCCUAAAGCUUACUCGAUUUAUAACCAACUUUUCAUUUCCUGUUUCGUCGAUCACGGUCACUCCCAGAACACGAGUUGUAAGGUGCUGUCGGAUUACGCCACUGAAAAUUACUGUUAACGGGAACGACUUGUAACUCGUGCUGCCUUUAAUAAUGCUGUUCAUUAUACGUCUCACAGACUGCUUUUUAAUUUUUUUAUUUUGAUAUUUGAUAUUUUUUUGCAUCGUGCACACGCUCAUGAUCUUUUGUUUCGAAUGUUAUUUAUUAAAAUAAAGAACCAAUAAAGAGAA
Molecule: messenger RNA, 4556 nt
Organism: Trichomycterus rosablanca
Lineage: Eukaryota; Metazoa; Chordata; Actinopteri; Siluriformes; Trichomycteridae
Product: integrin beta-1-like
Exons: 19
Coding region: 892-3354 (820 amino acids)
Biological process (GO): cell adhesion mediated by integrin; cell-matrix adhesion; integrin-mediated signaling pathway
Cellular component (GO): focal adhesion; integrin complex; cell surface
Molecular function (GO): integrin binding; C-X3-C chemokine binding; fibronectin binding
Source: RefSeq, a predicted model, not a curated record